This is a messenger RNA of Macrosteles quadrilineatus (aster leafhopper), 9714 nucleotides long. It is a transcript of the gene Ppn, whose product is annotated as papilin. Bases 77 to 8227 code for a protein of 2716 amino acids. The record is from RefSeq and is a predicted model, not a curated record. The transcript is spliced from 43 exons. Gene Ontology annotation, cellular component: extracellular region; extracellular matrix. Gene Ontology annotation, molecular function: metalloendopeptidase activity; serine-type endopeptidase inhibitor activity. Lineage: Eukaryota; Metazoa; Arthropoda; Insecta; Hemiptera; Cicadellidae. Gene Ontology annotation, biological process: extracellular matrix organization.
ACUAGAGCACUAGAGCAGUCACAGUCAGUGUUGUAGUACAGUAGUGUGCGAGGCGUGCCGGCGACACGGAGCCGACAUGGAUCUGAGAAUGAGACACAGAUCACAUUGGCAGCUAGUUUUAGUUCUAUUCGCAUUCACUGGUCUUACCACCGCCAGAAGGCACCGACACGGCCACGGUCGGGACAAGAGGCAACACUCGCCGGGCAGCUAUGUGUUGGACGUGCCGGGCCCCGAGGUAGGUGACUGGGGCCCCUGGUCUGCCCCGGGCCCCUGCUCUCGUACAUGCGGCGGCGGUGUCACCUUCCAGACCCGACAGUGCAGGGAAGAUGCCAGGAUACCUUGCGAAGGAGCUGCCCGGAGAUAUUUCUCCUGUAACAUUCAGGACUGUCCAGAAGGCUCAGUGGACUUCCGAGCAGAGCAGUGCGCUGCAUUCAACAAUGUUCCUUUCGAUGAUGUUUAUUAUUCGUGGAUUCCAUAUACUAAGGCUCCCAACAAAUGUGAGCUCAACUGCAUGCCGCGAGGAGAGCGCUUUUACUACAGACAUAAGGACAAGGUAGCGGACGGCACACGCUGCGACGAGGAGAAGCUGGAUGUCUGCGUCGACGGCAAAUGUUUGCCAGUGGGGUGUGACAAGUUGCUGGGGUCGGUGGCCAGGGAGGACCAGUGUAGAGAGUGUGGAGGUGACGGCAGUAGCUGUAACACUGUGAGGCGACUACUGGACAUGGACGACCUGCAAGUUGGAUACAACGAUCUUCUUCUCAUCCCAGCUGGAGCAACCAACAUUCGAAUACAGGAGACUAAACCUUCUAACAACUAUCUAGCAAUCCGCAACCUGACAGGACAUUACUAUCUCAAUGGCAACUGGCGCAUAGACUUCCCCAGGAGCAUCAGGGCAUGUGGCACGAUAUUCCACUACGAGCGCAAGCCUCAUGGCUUCUUUGCUCCGGAAAUGAUUUCUGCUCUUGGACCCACAACUGAACCGAUUUACAUUGUGCUGCUUUACCAAGAGAGGAACCCAGGAAUAGAGUAUGAGUACAGUAUUCCUAAAGGAGCUGUCCAGGACACAGACCCGGACAGUUACACAUGGGUCUACAACGAGUUUGGUCCUUGCAGUGCUACUUGUGGUGGAGGUGUGCAGACACGGAACGUGUGGUGUGCAAAGCGGAAGGACUCAGCUGAGGCGUCCCGAGACUUGUGCAAUGAAGUGCUAGAGCCUCCGUCCACCCAGCUGUGUGCCCCAGAGCCUUGUGCCCCACAGUGGACCACAGGUGACUGGGGACCAUGCUCACAGCCCUGUGGCACUGGGGGCGUACAGACCAGACAGGUAAUCUGUGAACAAAUCAUCAGCGGAGGUCGCAGUUCCCUGGUGAAUGCGUCGGCGUGUGAGGACACACUCGGACCUGCUCCCCCCACCACUCAGCCUUGCCCAGAGGGAGCUCCUUGCCCCAUGUGGCAUAUUGGCCCUUGGAAACCUUGUGACAAGCUAUGUGGUGAUGGACUGCAGAGGAGAGACGUCAUCUGUUUUCACAAGGUGGACGGACGGAUAGAGAAGUUGACAGAUGAGCAAUGCCCAGGACCUAAGCCUGACACUGAGAUGCCCUGCAAGCUACGACCCUGUGAGGGGGUGGACUGGGUCACUACCGACUGGUCAGGGUGUGAAGACAAGUGUGGGUUGUCGUAUGAGACAAGACAAGCCUUCUGUGCCACCGAGAAAGGAGAGAUAUACCAUGACAACUUCUGUCACAAGAGUCAAGUCCCAGAACUGAAGAGAGAGUGUAUCGGAGUAGGAGCUUGCAAACAUCAGUGGUUUGCUUCUCAGUGGAGUGAGUGCUCGGCUCAAUGUGGAUCAGGAAUUCAGACACGGAAAGUGUUUUGUGGUACAUUCACUGACGAAGGGGUGGAGAAGGCAGAGGAAGACAAGUGUGACACGGUUCUUAAGUAUGAGGACACCAAAAACUGUACAGGGGAAGAGGAGUGCAAAGGCAACUGGUUUGCUGGGCCUUGGAGUGCUUGUUCAAAACCAUGUGGUGGGGGACAAAGGACCCGGAAAGUCCUUUGCAUGCUGAACAAUGUCACAGUUCCAGCCACACAAUGCGACGUCAACCUAUUACUGUUCGCUAGUGAAGACUGUAACAACAUACCAUGUGGUACAGAUCAGAUAAUCACUGUAACACCUGAGCACAAGGUGGACUAUGAUGACUAUGAGGAUUACGAUGAAGAUUGUGAAGAGUAUGAAGAUGAGUUUAUUACACCUGAGGGAGUUGAAGUAUUUUCAACAGAUUUAGAGGAAGGUUCUGGCUCCUCGCCUGGCCUUGGAGAUGCAACUCUAUUUACUGCAGAAAGUGAUUUAUCAAGCCUGAGCUCGGAAGCCAUGCUCAGUGACAGUCCAUCGACCUUAGGAAUCAGUGAUACUUCUCUUCUAGUUUCUUUUGGAUCAUCUGAAUAUACUGAAGAAAGUGGUUCAGCAUCUCCGACAUUUGAGGGUAGUGGGGACUCUUUGCAAACAACUUUGCCAUCUUCUGAAACUUCUGAUAUCACUUCAGAGUCAAGUUCAAUUGGCUCUUCUUCUGGUUCUACAGAAUCGUCUAAUACCGAGAUGUCAUCAAGUGAUAUUUCUUCCACUGAAUCUUCUGAUGCAUCAAGUGCAUCCUCUAUUGGGCUUUCAACUGAUGUCUCUGCAGAUUCUUCAACUGAAUCAUCAACAGAUUCAUCAUUGAUCUCAGAAAAUGUUACUACUCCAUCAGCAGAAGGUACAUCUUUGGUCUCAGAAACAAGUAGUUUAUCAGAUUUAACAACACCUUCAACUGAAGACACAGAAUCAUCCACGGAAGAAUCUACUCCUACAACUGAACAGUCUUCAACUGAAAGUACAGAGACAUCUAAUGACCAAACAACAAUAAGUUUAAGUAGUUCUGACAGUGUGACAGAAAUUGAAACAACAACUGAAUUUAUAUCAUCAUCAGGUAGUUCAUUAGGAGUAUCAGACGGUAGUUCCACAAUGUCAAGUGAAGAAUCAACAACAGCUGAUUUCUCCACUGUAAUGUCCACAUUAAGUUCAGACGUUUCAUCAUCAGAAGUUUCAACUGAUAUGUCAAGUGCAUUAGAAGAAUCCAGUAGCAUGUCAAGCGAAUCAUUGUCAAGUGAAUCUGUCAGUGAAGAGUCUAGUAUUUCACCAGAGUCAUCCUCUGUUGGUUCUUCAGAAUCAUCCUUUUCUGUGCCAUCGGAAUCAUCUACUAUUGUAACAUCGGAGUCCUCAUUAGAUAGUUCUCCAUCAAGUCCAGUUUUGACAGAUGAUUAUUCAUCUACAUCGCCAAGUUAUGGGGCCAGCACUUCUGAGCUAAUCAGCAUAUUUUCUCAAGAAUUGACAACUGCAGCCACCAAGGCCAAGAAGAAGAUGUGCAAAAGAAGGAAAAAGAAGAGUGCCUGUCUUACGUCAGAAUUUGGAUGCUGUUAUGAUAACGUGACUCCUGCCAAGGGGCCUUUCAACAAAGGAUGUCCAUUGGUGGAGACAUGUAAGGACACUAAGCACGGUUGUUGUCCUGAUGGUGUCUCCCCAGCCAAGGGCCCCAAACUCCAUGGCUGUCCUCCAUCCCAAUGUAACCUGACACUGUUUGGCUGUUGUCCGGAUGGAGUGAGUAUUUCACAAGGCAAUGACUUUGAUGGCUGCCCAGAGGAACCCACAACUCCUUCAGACUGUAGAACUACAGAGUUUGGCUGUUGUCUGGACGGCGCUACAGCUGCAUCAGGUACAGAGCUGGAUGGUUGUCCGGAGUGUGAAGCGUCUGACGUGUGUGACUGCAAUGUCACAAAGUUUGGAUGUUGUCCCGAUGGUCGACAACCUGCUUUUGGACCUGACAAGCAGGGCUGCGAUCUUGAACUUACAACAGAAGAAUCAGUGACAGUUUAUGAUAACGGAACAGAUUGUGAGAACUCAACUUACGGUUGUUGUCCGGAUGGAAUCAUUGCAGCCAGUGGACCUGAAUACGAGGGUUGUGAGGACCUUGACACAGCAGUCAACUGCUCAGAAACAGCUUACGGCUGCUGUCCCGACGGCAACACAACUGCCACUGGUCCUGGACAGCAGGGAUGUCUGCCAGCUUGUGCAGAGUCUCAGUUUGGUUGCUGCCAAGACGGAGUUACUCCGGCGCAUGGACCUAGCCAAGAAGGCUGUUGUCUGCUCGAGACUUACGGCUGCUGCCCAGACAACAUUCUGACAGCUCAAGGACCCAACCUGGAGGGUUGUGGGUGCCAAUACACCACACACGGUUGUUGCCCAGACAACAAGACAGCUGCUCGAGGACCAAACAACCAAGGUUGUGGAUGUCAGUACACCACAUUCGGAUGUUGUCCUAACCAGUACACUCCUGCGGCUGGUCCUGGCUACCAGGGAUGUCCUUGCUACACGUACCAGUUUGGUUGCUGCCCUGACGGCGUCACUCGAGCCAUCGGACCAAACCUUCAGGGUUGUGGAUGUGAGAACACAGAGUUUGGUUGUUGUCCGGAUGGUCGAACGCCAGCCCCAGGCCUAGGUCAGCCUUGUCCAUGUGUGGCAUCACUCUAUGGCUGCUGUCCUGAUGGUGUAUCUGAGGCUAUGGGUGAACACUUUGAAGGCUGCACUGACAUACCCCUCGGCCCUGGAGAACUGUGCACACUACCGAAGGACAGAGGCACUUGCCGAGACUUUACUGUCAAGUGGUUCUACGAUACAGAAUAUGGCGGAUGUUCCCGUUUCUGGUAUGGAGGCUGUGAAGGAAAUGAAAACAGAUUCAAAUCUCAAGAAGAAUGCAAACAAACCUGUGUUGAACCUCCUGGCAGGGAUGCAUGUUUCCUACCUAAGAUUGAGGGUCCCUGUGAUGGCUACUACCCAACGUGGUACUACGACGCGGAGAGGAAGCAGUGUGGACAGUUUGUGUACGGAGGCUGUCUUGGAAACGGCAACAAGUUUGAGACAAGAGAGCAAUGCGAGGAGCUUUGUGUUACUCCUGAUACUCUUGAUGCUUGCGAGAAGCCUGCAGACGAAGGUCUGUGCAAGGGUAACUUCACACGAUGGGUCUACGACAAGGAGGCCGACAGUUGUACCACCUUCAACUACGGAGGUUGCCGAGGAAACAACAACAACUUCCUCACUGAACUGGCUUGUCAGCAAAAAUGCAUGCAGCCUGGCAGGAGUAGAGAUGAAUGCGCUCUGCCCCGUGCCCAAGGCUCCUGUAACGAGCGACUGCCUCGGUGGUUCUUCGAUGCCUCAGAGAAUCGUUGCAUGCCUUUCUAUUACAGUGGAUGUGAAGGCAAUGGAAACCGCUUUGAGACCAAAGAGGUUUGUGAACAGGCUUGUCCGCCCAAAGUAGAACAACACACGUGCAUACUGCCUGCUCUGGUAGGAGAUUGCCACAACUAUACAGCACGAUGGUACUAUGACUCGCUAGAGGCACAAUGUCGUCAGUUCUACUACGGAGGUUGCGGCGGUAACCACAACAACUUCCAGACCCAGGAGGAGUGUCAGCAGACGUGUGACCGAGGUUACGUACCUCCACCUCCACCACCACCUCCUGAGCAAGAUUAUGAGCCACCUGUUGUUCCACCAUAUGAGGUAGAAGAACCUGCAGAACGCCAGCCACAGCCAUCCCAACCGUUCACGACAGAUAUGUGCUUCCUUCGUGAUGAUGCAGGUGACUGCCAAGAAUCUAAUCUUCACUUUUUCUAUGACAGUCGCGAUGGAGUGUGCAAGCAUUUCUUGUACAGCGGUUGCGGAGGGAAUGGCAACAGAUUCACUACCAUUCAAGAAUGUGAAAUCCGUUGUGGAAAUGUCCAGGACUUAUGUUCACUACCUCAAGUCGUGGGCCCCUGUGAUGGGGUUGAACCUCAGUAUUAUUACGACCAAAGAACAGACUCCUGCUACCCCUUUGACUAUGGAGGUUGUCAAGGGAACACCAAUAGGUUUGCUUCUGUGGCUGAGUGUGAACAGCGCUGUCGCCGAGCUCCGCCUAUACCUCCCACAUCAGCUCCUACAGCCCCACCUGCUCCACCCAGGAACAACAUUUGCUACCUGCCUGUAGACAAGGGUCCAUGUAAUGAGCAGUUGCCAGCCUGGUUUUUCGACCCAGCUUCAGGCCAGUGCCAGACGUUUGUGUAUGGCGGAUGCCAAGGGAACGCCAAUAGGUUUGGUUCUAUAGAACAGUGUGAACGGCAAUGUGGGGAAUUCCUUGGUCAAGAUGUAUGCAAUGUGCCAGUUGAUGUUGGUCCUUGUCUACAACAUCUUAGCAAGUGGUACUUUGACCCUGCGACUCGCUCAUGUCAGGAGUUCUCCUACGGUGGAUGUGACGGAAGCUCUAACCGCUUCAGCUCACUGCCUGAGUGUGAGAGUGUCUGUUUGCACCGAGAAGAGCUCAUCCCUGAAAACAAUGGCUCUAUGUCAUAUUUAGCUAUAUGUAAGCUGCCUGUGGACUCUGGACCAUGUCUGGAUGGUGAGUUCCAACGAUGGGCUUUUGACGAGCGACAACAAACUUGCGUCGCUUUUACAUACCACGGCUGUGCCGGCAACCUAAACCGCUUCAAAAGUUUCAAAGCCUGUCUGGACUACUGCAUUCCUGGCCACUCGUCUACUGAUACUGUUAACCCAAAUAUAAUUGAUGUGGACAACGAUUGUGCGAGUAUAGAGGCUACAUGCACUCGACUGUCUUGUCCAUAUGGUGUGGAGCGCUGGGUGGAUGGUAAUGGCUGUGACAGCUGUAGAUGCUACAAUCCCUGUCUAUCGCAUAACUGUCCAGUCAACACAACAUGUGCCAUCACUCUUGCUACCAACCAAGGCACUGGCCAGACCGAGUACAAGCCCAUCUGCAGGGAGUUACACAAGGAAGGUGAGUGUCCGCAACUGAGUGGGGAGGCGAGUCAUUGUACGGAGGAGUGUUCAGUGGAUGCAGAGUGUGCGGGGAUUGCCAAGUGUUGUUACAACGGAUGUGGCAAGUCUUGUCUUGAGCCUGUAUCAGAACAUGUACAGACGUCUGCUCCAGAGACAUACCACCCGGGCGGUUCGCCUCCGGAGAUCUACGCAGAGACUACUGAAGUGGAAGCAGAUGAAGGCUACUUCGUUACGUUGCAGUGCAGCUCUCGAGGCAACCCAACACCUGUCAUGCUUUGGAUAAGAGGAGGCUCAACGCUUAGUGAAAAGGGAGGAAGGUACAAGUUCUUGACCGAUGGCUCCCUGCAAAUCGUGGGCCUGGUGCCCUCAGAUGCAGGCGAGUACACAUGUGUGGCUGACAACGGCGUCGGAGAACCUGCGAGGAAGGUGUUCCACGUGAGGAUCAGAGGUCCCAAGGAGCGUCCCGCAGCUGUUUUGGGAGAUGACAGUCAGAGUGUCAUUGUAAGUCUCGGGUCUCGAGCCGUGCUGCAGUGUUUUGCUUAUGGAUACCCAGCUCCCAGUGUCACCUGGUGGAGGGGGGAGAGAAUGCUUCCGAUGAUGUCUGCCGAGCUGGAGCAACGAAGAGACUGGUCUUUGGUUCUCUACGCGGUAACUCUCACAUCCCUUGGCCCCUACACCUGUCAAGCGUACAACGGCAAGGGCAGUGCUGCAUCGUGGACUGUUACUCUGAAGGCCGUCGGACCUGUUUACAAUGACCCUAAUGAUGUCACUUACAACCAGUGGCUAGUGCCACCUCCACGAUCUCCCACAGAUACAUACAAGCCUCAUCCCCCUCCCUACCGACCCCCUCGACCACAACCAACCAUUCCACCCGUCGCCGCUGCAACCCCCAGGGUCUUUGUGGUUCCUGUGAAGACGACUAUCACUCUAGACAAGAAUACGUUCCCAGUUGACAGUGACAUUUCUAUACCCUGUGAUGUGGAUGGUUACCCAGUGCCUAGUGUAGCAUGGUACAAGGAUGGACAACCCCUCACUACUAGUGACAAGAUACAGAUCUCAGAGAGCAGCAGAUUGACAGUUGUGCGUGCAAGUGCUAACGACUCAGGUGUUUACCGAUGUGAAGCAGCUAACCAGUACAACUCAUCCUACAGUGAGGUCAACGUAAAUGUUGAAGGCAUCUACGUAGAUCCGUUGUGCACAGACAAUUCGUUCUUCGCAGACUGUCAGUUGGUAGUGACAGGCAAGUACUGUACACACAAGUGGUAUGGCAAGUUCUGCUGCAAGUCGUGUACUCUGGCAGGGCAGCUACCAUCCGUCGGUCCCCACCUGGAGAGUCUACAGAGGAGGAGACGUUCUCUCCCGCACCACUGACCCCACCCCACAGUUCCUGUGUACGUCACCCACUGCCACCUCCAUCACCAUUUCUGUGAUCCAACUGAAUGACCCUAUAUUUGUUCUGUAGUUGGGUUGUGUUGAUUGGUUCCGUAUGAACUCUCGUAGUGAGUUUUCAGAAUUUUUUUAGGAUUCAAUAUAAAUAAUAAAUUAAACAUCCAACCGUAUAGCUCAGCAGUCGUAAGUUUACCGUUUAGUGUCCAAAACUAUUGAUCAAUCUUUGUGACGAUAGCUUUUCAUAUGGUUUUCAUAUAUUUUCACCAGAUUGAACAAUUUAAUUACAAUUACUUUGACCAAACAGUAGUAAUACAUCUGUUACGGACAAAUGUUAAAAAGUAAUGGUUAGUACUACAGUAAACAUAACCAAUGAAAGUCUACAUCAUUCAAUGUACUGUACAUAAUGAAACACUGUUGAGCUUACUGGAUAUUGUAUUGGAAAGUCUACAUCUAUUUCCACAAUCUAUGUCUAUUUUUAGACAACAAUUUUAAAAAUAUAAUUUGAGUUUUUGUGCAAAUGAAUUUAAUUGCCAGGUACAGUAGCACUAUAUUUUGGAUUAGAAACUGCAAGAGAGAAAGAAUUUGUAUAAUUUAUUGGACUCAAAAAGCUUUUAAAAAUAUCCGUCUCUUCUUAUGUAGGCUUUUGCAGCCGGUAAAAACACCAUGAACCUUUACGUCUCUUGGAGACCCUGAAAAUGUUUUUUUACAUUAAUUUUUAGGUUGAGUCAAAAAAUAUAUUUUUGAAUGUAGAAAGGACCUUGUACUUCGACUAUUAUAUAUAAUUCAAGCAUUUGGAAAUAUGCUUACGAUUGGGUUGACUUGUGUUGUGCCAAAAUGUGUUAACCAUGUUCUUAGCCUGCUUGAAAUAUGUGUAUUAUUGUUCCCCAACCAACCCAAAUCUUAAUGGUACAAGUAUGACUGAAGUGUAAUAUGUAGGCCUAGCAUAAAGGCACUUUGUAGUACUUAGAACUGUUAGCUUACAUAAAACCGUAUAUUCAUAAGAUCUGAUAGUUGCCAAAUGUUUCUAUGUUUAUUUAUUGUACAUUUAAAUAAUUUAUUGAGUUUUGUAUGUACUCUACUUGGAAAUUGUUUCUUUUAUAUUUUUUAAAAUUAUAGGCUAGUUCACGUAGAUUUUCAUAUGAGAAAUCUUAGUGAACUGUUAUAAAGAUUUACUGCAGACAUGUUUUUCUAAAUAAUAAAGCGGAGAGAAUUGGUAGUCCUAAUAAUAAAGAAUACUUAUUAUGUAAAACAUUGUUGAAGAUUUAUUUAACUUAUAAAAUUUAUUAAUUUUUAUAUUUACAUUUGAUUUUUAAUAUUUUCAGAUGAAACUUGUAUAUUUUUAACUACAUCAAUUUUAGAUUUUCAAAUUGAGUGAUUUAUACUGUGCCUUUACUUUAUUAUUAUUGAUAUGAAAUGUAUUAUAUUUUAAUAUAGAAAUACUUUAAUGUAGAAGUCUGUAAAUAAAUGUC